AUGCGGUAUACCUCUUUGCUUACCAUAGCUGGUAUCACAGGCUUGGUACUGGCAGCACCAGGCCCAUCCCUAUCUAAAAGGGCAUCUUCCUUUGUUUGGUUCGGCGCAAAUGAAGCUGGCGCAGAGUUUGGGAGUGGAAACAUUCCAGGAGAAUUGGGCACCGAUUAUAUCUGGCCAUCGACCUCAACUAUUCAAACUCUCCGGAAUGCAGGAAUGAACAUAUUCCGCAUCCCCUUCGCAAUGGAGCGGUUGGUUCCCGGAACUCUGACGUCGAGUGCGGAUGCUACCUACCUAGCUUCAUUGAAAAGUACUGUUAACUAUAUCACGUCAAACGGUGGAUACGCUGUUGUCGAUCCUCACAAUUUUGGACGAUAUGACUUCGCAGCCUUUUGGACAACCCUCGCAUCGGAAUUCGCAUCGAAUAACAAGGUCAUCUUUGACACAAACAACGAAUUCAAUUCGGAAGACCAAACCCUGGUGUUGAACUUGAACCAAGCUGCUAUCAACGCUAUCCGAGCUGCAGGAGCCAGAUCGCAGUACAUUUUUGUGGAGGGCAACUCGUGGAGUGGUGCAUGGACAUGGACAACUGUUAAUGACAAUAUGAAAGCCUUGACAGACCCACAAGACUUGAUCAUCUAUGAGAUGCACCAGUACCUUGACUCUGACGGUUCCGGGACAUCAGAGACCUGUGUUAGCUCAACCAUCGGCCAAGAACGAGUUGUGGCUGCCACACAAUGGCUCAAAGACAAUGGAAAGAAGGCCUUCUUAGGCGAAUUUGCCGGGGGUGCCAAUUUCGUUUGUCAAAGUGCAGUGACAGGUAUGCUUGAUUACUUGCAAGCGAAUAGCGAUGUCUGGCUUGGCGCGUCCUGGUGGUCUGCUGGACCGUGGUGGGGAGACUACAUGUACAGCUUCGAGCCUCCUUCUGGCGUAGGUUAUACUUACUACAUGAGUCUUCUGAAGAAAUAUUUCCCCGGCUCGAGUGGCUCAGGUGGGACAACCGCCGCAGUCACCACCACCAUCUCCGCCACCACUUCCACAACAACUACUGCUACUACUACCACCACCACCACAACUGGAUCAAGUACCACAGGCGCAGCUCAUUAUGCACAAUGUGGUGGGAAGAACUGGACUGGGGCAACCAUCUGUGCUAGCCCGUACACCUGCCAGAAGCAGAGUGACUACUACUCACAGUGCCUGUAG
Molecule: messenger RNA, 1200 nt
Organism: Penicillium expansum
Lineage: Eukaryota; Fungi; Ascomycota; Eurotiomycetes; Eurotiales; Aspergillaceae
Gene: egl2
Product: putative endoglucanase
Exons: 5
Coding region: 1-1200 (399 amino acids)
Biological process (GO): glucan catabolic process
Cellular component (GO): extracellular region
Molecular function (GO): cellulose binding; hydrolase activity, hydrolyzing O-glycosyl compounds
Source: RefSeq, a predicted model, not a curated record